Molecule: messenger RNA, 801 nt
Organism: Wickerhamiella sorbophila
Lineage: Eukaryota; Fungi; Ascomycota; Dipodascomycetes; Dipodascales; Trichomonascaceae
Product: TBC1 domain family member 20
Exons: 1
Coding region: 1-801 (266 amino acids)
Biological process (GO): endoplasmic reticulum to Golgi vesicle-mediated transport; positive regulation of GTPase activity
Cellular component (GO): endoplasmic reticulum membrane
Molecular function (GO): GTPase activator activity
Source: RefSeq, a predicted model, not a curated record
AUGUCCGAGCAGAACUACCGCGAGCAGGUGCGGCGAGAUGUCGAACGCACGGGCCUAAAGAAGGAACAAAAGGAGUGUGUGAUUCAGCGUAUUUGCAACGUGCUUGACCACGUACCAGAACUGCAUUACUACCAAGGAUUCCAUGACGUAGCUGUGCACUGUGCGUCCGAGGAUGAUCUAGAGGAUCUGGCUCUAUUGUGUCUGCGCGACUUUAUGACUCCCGAAAUCGAGCCUACGCUAGCAGUACUUGCGCUACUCCCUGAAUUGAUCUCUAUCGCGGAUAGCAGGCUCGAUGCAAUCAUGAGGACCGUCCCAGAGCCCCAUUUUGCCCUAGCUCCUCUUCUCACAUUGUUUGGCCACAAUACGGAAAGCAAUGCAAUGUUGGAGAGUGUGCAAUUAAAAGUUGAGCAGUACGGACUCGGCUAUGCACUAUAUUUAUACACUGCGGUGAUGAUGUACCGGCGAGACGAGAUCGUCGAGCAGGCGACUGGUGAACCUCCAGAAGUGGUUCAUUCUAUACUCAGUAAAGCAGGCAACUCACUGGAUGGGAUCGACCCUGAUUUGCUCUUCAAGUCUGCCGAUACGCUGCGUAUCAGGAUCCCGCUGUCUAGAUUGCCGUCAUACCGAAAGCUUUCGCGCCAUUCAGCAGUGAAAACAGGCUCUCUUAUUCCUAGCGAGCAGGCUCGCCGUGACUUGAUUGAGCUUUCGCGCCCUCCAUCCGAUGGCCGACGACGCAGGAUCGCCGUGGCGGUCGUAGUCGUGGUUGUUGGCUUUCUGCUCCAGCGGGCCCGUUAUCCUUAG